Molecule: messenger RNA, 3047 nt
Organism: Microplitis mediator
Lineage: Eukaryota; Metazoa; Arthropoda; Insecta; Hymenoptera; Braconidae
Gene: byn
Product: T-related protein
Exons: 6
Coding region: 1096-2811 (571 amino acids)
Biological process (GO): mesoderm formation; heart morphogenesis; regulation of transcription by RNA polymerase II
Cellular component (GO): nucleus
Molecular function (GO): DNA-binding transcription factor activity, RNA polymerase II-specific; RNA polymerase II cis-regulatory region sequence-specific DNA binding
Source: RefSeq, a predicted model, not a curated record
AUCCACAAUCCAUCAAAAAACGCAAUUCUCUAUUUAACAAACAUAUAUUCGCAGAGAUUUAAAAAAAGUAAAGUUUAAACUUAAACAUCGAGUUAACUUAAUAUCAGUAAAGUAACAGUAGUAAAAUGGGCGGUGACCGGGACUUCCUGGUUUAUUUUUCCUAGUACCUUUGCAAGUAAGUUAGUUUUUGUAACAAAGUAUAAUCCACAGGUACUUUAUUGGUUAAAGUUUAAGAGUAGAAGGCGUGUCAGGUUGCCUGUUAAAACGAUCUUUCAUCCAAUCCAAAUUCCGUUGAGUGUAGCAGCAGGUGAGGACCAAUGGUCUAGCAGGUCGGCCAUACACGCAGGCCCUAAAUGAUCCUAAUAACCGGUAAUUAUCACCUGUGUAUCUCGGUCUCUCGGCUUAACUUGACGAUCCCCAGAGUGGGUGGCUGAUUCAGUGAAUAUGACACGUCGUACGAUCUCUUAGACUACUCGGGAGUCGUCGAUUGUUCACCAGCUAGUGUGAAAUAUCACGACCAAGUGUUACAAGUGUAUCUUGGUUUAUAUUCCAUCUCACUUGGACUCGUUCUGUGUUAAUAGUUACUCUCGACUUUUCUAUAUACGUUAAAGCGAGUCUUUCAUCUUCAUCUUCAUCAUCAUCAUCAUCAUCAUCAUCAUCACCAUGAUCAACAACAUUUUGUGAUGUACUAGAAGACAUUACUUGUUGAUGAUGCUCACUACCACGUACAUACCCACACAUAUCUAUGUAUAAAUAUAUAUAUAUUAAAUAUAUUUUAACAAAGUAAGCGACAACUGAGGAGUAAUUAUUUUGUUUAGUCAAGUGUUAGUGUCUUGGCGUAAAACGAGCCCGCAGGCAAUUAUUAAAUCACGUUUCUAAUUGAUAAAUUCAUCAAAUAAUAAUAUUAACAUUAUUAUUAUUAUCAUUAUUAUUAUUAUUGUUGUAAGAUACGUAAUAUAUGUGACUUAUCAUUAAGUAUAUAAUUGUAAAUAUACAUUGAUAAGAGAUAUUUGUAAAAGAGGAAAAGAAAAAUAAUCGUGGGUGUGGGUGUUAACGUGUGAAAAAAAAAAUAUUUAUAUAUAACAAGUUUUUGAAAUGCAAUCGACAACUUCGACGUUAGAUCUCGAUGGAUCUACGGGGAGGUCGUCUGGGUGCUGCGGUGAUGCUGAUCAUCAUCGCAAUGGUGAAGAUGAUGAAGAACGAUCCGAACGAUCGAGAUCGUGUCAAUUAUCUUUGUCGUUGGAAGAUCGUGAACUGUGGACUAGAUUUCAGACCAUUACUAAUGAAAUGAUUGUCACUAAAAAUGGAAGACGAAUGUUUCCAGUCGUAAAAGUUGUUGCGAGAGGUCUAGAACCCGCGGCAAUGUAUACUUUGCUUCUGGAAUUUGUACAGAUUGAUCCGCACAGAUGGAAAUAUGUCAAUGGUGAAUGGGUACCAGGUGGUAAAGCAGAAGUAGCACCACCAAAUCCUAUCUAUAUACAUCCAGAGAGUCCAAAUUUCGGCGCGCACUGGAUGAAAGAAGCAAUAUCAUUCGCUAAAGUUAAACUUACCAACAAAUCUAAUGGUAACGGUCAGAUAAUGUUGAAUUCUUUGCAUAAAUAUGAGCCCCGAGUACAUUUAGUUCGCGUAGGUGCCGAAGAACAGCGGACUGUCCUAACAUACAGAUUUCCAGAAACUCAAUUCAUUGCUGUCACCGCGUAUCAAAACGAAGAGGUCACAGGACUAAAAAUAAAAUACAAUCCCUUUGCAAAAGCAUUUUUGGACGCUAAAGAACGCCCGACUGAUCAGCAAACUUAUCCGCAAUAUACAAGCGCUUGGUUUCUUCCGCAACCGGCAAUGAGUUAUGAAUACGCUCCACCGUCGGCAAUAGCAAUGACUCAAAGUCAAGUAUCUAAUUCAUCGUGUAAUCUGUCAAAUACCUGCACAGUAUCACCAGGAAGUCAUAAAAGUUCAUGUAGAACAUCACCUUAUACUAUUAGACAUAAAUAUCUCCAAGAAGAAGAAAAUGUCGAUCCAUAUGGUACAGUACCACUACUUCAUUCAGCGUACGUAACAAGUAAUUGGUCACCACGAAGUCCAGAGCCGCUGCCUGCAUUAAAUCCAUCAUUACCACAAGAAUGGCCAGCAUCGCCGCUACCAUCACCAACUUCAUCGUCACCGGCACCUUACACUCACUUGUCGCCACUUGGAAGACCUGGUAAUUCCUCAACAGUACCAACAACCUGUACAUUCUACAUCCCCCAAGCUCCAUGCAACACAACUCAUGACCACGAAUCAUCGAACUGGCUGCAUCCCGGGAUAUCCGACCAAGUGACCCAGCAGCAGUCAUACUUGAACCUAAAUCUCCAUCUGCACCAUCAGUUACCUACUUACUCACCCCGCGGUACGACUCUCCAGGUGCUUCAGCAACCCAACGACAUCACGCAGCAUCCAGUCCAGGAGCACGGAUACGAUCAUCACGGUUACCAUCAGUCUCCUGAUCAUACUCAUCCAGAUCAGACUCAUUUGCUCGAAUUACAUUCACAUAGUGAAGCAACGUCGACAGCACCCACUGAUCAGUAUGACCCCAAGAGCCAGGGUCACAAUCACAGUCACACUCUAGCUGUGUAUCAAGACACCCAAGAAACUGAGACACGAGUCGGCGAAGCGAGACGUUACAUUACCAGUGUUAUUGAUCAUCGUCAUUCAAUCGUUUCCACUACGACUGCUGCUGCAACUGCUGUUGGCAAUCAAAGAGAUCCUAAUGCUGGAGACAAUCAAACCUGGACUCCACUUACUCCGCCACCAGUCACACAAAACACCAGUAUUUGACGGAAUAAUAAAUAUAAUACAUUACAAUAUACUGUUUUGUGUUUUUAAAUAAAAGUUUAAACAAUCAAGUUGUAGAAAAUUUCAAUAUAUAUAAAUAUUAUUUUUUUUUGGUCAAUAAUUAAUUGUAGAGUUAACUGAUCUACAUUCCGUCCGUUAAAGUAAAUAUUAAUAAUUAAUAAAUAAUUGUAGUCUUUAAGUAGACUUGUACAUAAAAAUAAGUAAAGCAAUAAAUAAUA